Molecule: messenger RNA, 1857 nt
Organism: Peromyscus eremicus (cactus mouse)
Lineage: Eukaryota; Metazoa; Chordata; Mammalia; Rodentia; Cricetidae
Gene: Vgf
Product: VGF nerve growth factor inducible
Exons: 1
Coding region: 1-1857 (618 amino acids)
Biological process (GO): regulation of synaptic plasticity; carbohydrate homeostasis
Molecular function (GO): neuropeptide hormone activity
Source: RefSeq, a predicted model, not a curated record
AUGAAAACCCUCACGUUGCCGGCAUCCGUCCUCUUCUGCUUCCUUCUACUGAUCCAGGGGUUGGGAGCAGCGCCCCCCGGGCGCUCCGAUGCUUAUCCUCCUCCCCUCGGCUCUGAGCAUAAAGAGCAGGUAGCUGAGGACGCAGUGUCCCGGCCAAAGGAUGGCAGCGCCCCAGAGGUCCGAGCCGCUCGGAAUUCCGAGCCUCAGGACCAGGGAGAGCUCUUCCAGGGCGUGGAUCCCCGGGCGCUGGCCGCGGUACUGUUGCAGGCACUGGACCGUCCGGCCUCGCCCCCGGCAGUCCCAGGAGGUUCCCAGCAGGGAGCACCCGAAGAAGCAGCAGAAGCUCUGUUAACCGAGUCCGUGCGCAGUCAGACCCAUAGCCUCCCGGCACCAGAGAUCCAAGCGCCCGCUGCGGCCCCCCCUCGCCCUCAGACUCAGGACAACGAUCCCGAGGCAGACGACCGCUCAGAGGAGCUGGAGGCGCUAGCGUCCUUGCUCCAAGAACUUCGAGAUUUCAGUCCGAGCAAUGCUAAGCGCCAGCAAGAGACGGCCGCGGCAGAGACGGAAACCCGCACGCACACGCUGACCCGAGUCAAUCUGGAGAGCCCCGGGCCAGAGCGCGUAUGGCGCGCUUCCUGGGGAGAGUUCCAGGCGCGCGUCCCGGAGCGCGCUCCUCUGCCACCCCCCGUCCCUUCGCAAUUCCAGGUUCGAAUGCCCGAAAGCGCUCCCCUUCCCGAAACCCAUCAGUUCGGGGAAGGAGUGACCUCCCCUAAAACACAUCUAGGUGAGACUUUGACACCCUUAUCCAAGGCGUACCAAAGCCUAGGUGGCCCCUUCCCCAAGGUGCGCCGCCUCGAGGGCUCACUCCUGGGCGGCUCUGAGGCUGGAGAGCGCCUGCUUCAACAAGGGCUGGCUCAGGUAGAGGCAGGGAGGAGACAGGCGGAGGCCACCCGGCAGGCCGCGGCGCAAGAAGAGCGGCUGGCCGACCUCGCCUCCGACCUGCUGCUCCAGUAUUUGCUGCAGGGCGGAGCCCGGCAGCGCGAUCUCGGGGGUCGCGGGCUGCAGGAGACGCAGCAAGAGCGGGAGAGCGAGAGGGAGGAGGAGGCGGAGCAGGAGAGACGCGGUGGUGGGGAGGACGAGAUGGGGGAAGAGGAUGAGGAGGCGGCGGAGGCGGAGGCGGAGGCGGAGGAGGCGGAGAGGGCGCGGCAGAACGCGCUCCUGUUCGCCGAGGAGGAGGAGGACGGGGAAGCCGGAGCCGAGGACAAGCGCUCCCAGGAGGAGGCGCCAGGCCAUCGGCGGAAGGAUGUUGAGGGGGCAGAGGAGGGCGGGGAAGAGGACGACGACGACGAGGAGAUGGAUCCGCAGACCAUCGAUAGCCUCAUUGAACUGUCCACCAAACUCCACCUGCCAGCCGACGACGUGGUCAGCAUCAUCGAAGAGGUGGAGGAGAAACGGAAGCGGAAGAAGAACGCCCCUCCCGAGCCGGUGCCGCCCCCCCGGGCCGCCCCAGCCCCCACUCAUGUCCGCUCCCCGCAGCCCCCUCCUCCCGCCCCGGCCCGGGAUGAGUUGCCGGACUGGAACGAAGUGCUCCCACCCUGGGAUCGGGAGGAGGAUGAGGUGUUUCCCCCGGGGCCCUACCACCCCUUCCCCAACUACAUUCGGCCGCGGACACUGCAGCCACCCGCAUCCUCCCGCCGCCGUCACUUCCACCACGCGCUGCCACCUGCGCGCCACCAUCCCGACCUGGAGGCCCAGGCCAGGCGCGCACAGGAGGAGGCGGACGCGGAGGAGCGCCGUCUGCAGGAGCAGGAGGAGCUGGAGAAUUACAUUGAGCACGUGCUGCUGCGCCGCCCGUGA